Hydractinia symbiolongicarpus is the source of this 3622-nucleotide messenger RNA. Its product is annotated as alpha-2C adrenergic receptor-like. Lineage: Eukaryota; Metazoa; Cnidaria; Hydrozoa; Anthoathecata; Hydractiniidae. The record is from RefSeq and is a predicted model, not a curated record. Gene Ontology annotation, cellular component: membrane. The coding region runs from base 248 to 1246 and encodes 332 amino acids. Gene Ontology annotation, biological process: G protein-coupled receptor signaling pathway. The transcript is spliced from 2 exons. Gene Ontology annotation, molecular function: G protein-coupled receptor activity; peptide binding.
UUUUAUUUAUUCUUAGCACUUCUUUUUAUAUACAAAGAACAUUACUGUUCCACUUCUUUAUUAUUAAAAAAGCCACCUGCUACAGACAAUUUAUACAUAUCCAUUUGUCAAAACCUUUUUCCCAAAUCAAAUCACAAACAAUAAUAAACAAAAAACAAAUAAUUUAGUAAAUUAAUAAAUUAAUAAGAAUAGUAAAAAAAUAUUGACCUCAAAAAAAGUUGUUGCAAAAAAUAUUAAAAAGAAAAAAAUGAAGGCGCUAGCACCUCUAAUCUAUCUGGUUCCGUUAAUCCUUCACAGUAUUGGUUUAUUUGUUCUUUUGAAGAUGCCCUCAACAGUAACAAAAAGCCAGAAAGUUCUUUUGAUCAACUUAUGUCUUUCUGAAAUCUACCUAACAUUGUGUAGUGGCUUGUACAGAGUUUUAAUGUUGAUUUAUGGCGAAUCUAAUUGUGCAUAUGCUGUUCUACGAGGUUGCAGCUUAUGUGCAUCAAUUUUAUAUUAUAUAACCAUGUAUAUAAUAACACUGGACAGAUUUUUUCAUGUCUACUUCAACCUACGAUAUUCUGCUUAUUGCACUGCUAGAAAAAUUACUUACAUUACCGUUUCUGUGUGGAUCACUUCAUUUUUGCUUCCUGUUCCAAGUUUUGUCAAUUAUCUCAAGCAAGGUAAUCGAAUAAGGUCUGUUCAAAAACCGACUAAUAUUACUUACAAAUACGUAUUCCCGUCGUGUGAUCUAUUGUUCUUGCUGAUUGCUAUGGUAACUUAUGGAUAUAUAAUAACAAAAAUAAAGCAAAACAGAAGAACUGCGAAGAAGUUAAGAGGUUCCUUAAACUCUCGUUCGUGUGAAUCAACAACUUCUAAUGGCUCAGCAACGACAAAAAGAUUCCGAAAACGGAACCGCUACCAUCUCUUGUUACCAACACUUCUAAUCGCGACUUUUUUAAUUUUCAUCGCUAUUCCUGACUUUUUUUGGUUUUUAAGUUCCAUAGAUGUCAUUACAAUAUCGCCAACACUGCAAACGAUUUUCGGUGUUUUGUUUUCACUUGGAUACAGUUCAGAUGCUGUUAUAUAUAUUCUCUUUUCAACAUCGUUGAGACAGAAAUUAGCUAGAAGAUUUCGAGUUUCAAGAUUGGAAAACAUGUUGCAGGAUAGCAGCUCCACAGUUAAACCAGAAAAAAAAACCUUCGUGGUUUUAACUCAUCGUAACGCCACCGGACCUAUCAAACAUAUUUCGAAAAUGGUUAUUUAGUCAUCUAAAGGACGGAGCAGCUCUUAGAAUAUGUGUUAUAAACAGCUUGAAAAAAAAACUGCUUAAAAUAUAAUCGCUCUUGCGUCAAUAUAUAUGACUUUAAUUGCCUUUCAAAAAGCAAUGCCAUUCAACAUUUGCUAAUGACCGUAUUUUUUAAAUUCUAAUUUGAAGAUAGGCUCUUAAUCGACAAAGCGCAUCUUUCAAAUCCUACUUCGAAGACAGACACUUAUUUCACAUAGUCACAUUUGCAAAUUCUAAUUUGAAGAUAGGCACAUAAUCGAUAUAGCCACCUAAAUAAAGCAAAAAAACAAACUUUGUUCGAUGUUUUUAUUUUUUAUUAAAUAAACUGCCAGAAACGAAUGCACUAUUUCUUCCCAGGCACUUUUAAUUAAGAAAAUCCUUGAAAAAAGACAGACGGAAUUGUGACAUUGUUGUUUAUUGAUGACUAUAGUGAAAUUCUCACUAAAGAAACAAGUAUAUAAAUUCAUAAAAAUACAUUCAUUGUAAAGCUUUUCGUACUUCAAGUAAAUCAUCAGACAUUUUAUGAUACUAUAGUGAAACUUUAUUGAAUUUAGAAAAGACAUGGUCAUAACAUAAAAGGAGUAGACAUUAUGUUUGUUUGUUUGUUUGUUUGGUUGUUUGUUUGUUUGGUUGUUUAAACAUUUCAGCAUUGUUUUUUUUUCGGCAAAAUGGUGCAUUUGGAAAUGUUUACUGUUAAUGUUUACUUACUCAAUAAAAUUGUUUGUUUUUUUUCAAUACAGAGCUUUCCGCAUGUUGAUAAUUUGAUCCUUUUCAGUAUUUUUUACCCACUAAAAGCUCUUGGGCCCAACGUUGAGAAUAUUUGCACAAUCGUUCAUACGUUUGGCCUCCAAAGCAAGCUGCACAAAAUGUGAAACAACUGCCCACACUUCACUCCUUACUUUGUAAACACAGUAGCUUCAUGUUGCGCAAACUCGUUCAAGGUAUACGUCUGACUUCUACAGAAGUUACUAGAAUUAUAGUGGUGGUGCGAAUUCCAUCCACUACUCUAUUUUUUCAAAUAUAAAUAUGUGUGCACCGAACUCUUAAAAUGGGUCUGGAAUUAAGUUGUUAAUUAUUGAUUUAUUUUCAUCUGCGGUGGAGAGCUCCAUAUAAAGUUGGGAAUAUGAACCAUAUGCGGACAAGUUGGUGAAAUAACUCACACAAGCUUGUACUUAUACUGGUAAAGCCUUCAACAUUAUGUUCAGUGUCCAUGACAACGAAUAGGAUAGGCAACGGUAUAUCCACUGUGCCAAAGAAUGCACAAUGUCAUACUGGACACACUACGUUAACGAUCACGAAGGCACAAUGAGAUUCGUUUGUCCAUUUAACUCUAUCAUAACUGGCAUCGGUGGUGCUUAUGACACACAAGUGAAGGACCACCGAUAUAUGUUCCUUUGUACUCUGGUAAAUGGUAUCAAAAAUGGCUCCCAGUGGACUGAAUGGUUGCACUUUUGCCAGAUUAUUACAUAGCAGGGAUGCAAAGUUCCCAUAAUAACACACUCCAGUAAGUUUUAUAUUAUAUGGUUAUAACCUCGUUAUAACACGACUGAUUUUUUAUUAAACCUUAAUUCGCUUUCUUUUUUCGUGCGCCUAGGUUUAGCGCAAAUUAUUUUUAUAAACUGGUCGUUUUACGUGGCUGAUUCGGUGCUCAAAAUUUUUCUUGAUAAUAGACGUGAAAUUUAAUAUGAAGCUUUAAGAAACACAUGCAUGGUCGUUCAGCAUAUAUAUUUUUAUGGUAAUAUUUCGACCUCCAUAUUGGAGGUCUUCAUCAGACUAUACAAAAUUUUUUAACGGUUGUCAUUUCAUUAACAUCAAAUCAACGUCACUGCAACGGCUUCCGUUUAAGGUAAUAUUACCAUAAAAAUAUAUAUUGCUGAACGACCAUGUAUAUUUUUCUUCAAAGUAUUAACGUACGUUCACAUAAACAUGUUAUUUAAAGAGUUAAUGUGAAGCUGUGCGGGAAAUUUUAUCAGUAAUGGUAACAAUGAAGGUAGUAAAUCGACCGCUGCACAUAACACGUGAUGUUCUUAAUGAGCGCACGCCUUGAAUAAAGGCAAAUCUGGAAUAAGCUAACGCAGUGUUUUACAGCGCGACACUUCGCCGCAUGACUUUGCAUUUUUUUGUUCAAAUUAAAUUUUAAAAUAGUUCGCUUUAUUUUUGUGUACAAUAAAAAUAAACGGUUGUUUCCAGAAUAAAAUUAAAAUAUGCUUAUUUUGGCAUGCAGAAACGGAAAACGUUGAAGCAAGUUUCAAGUUUACCUUACUUCUCACAAUCGGUAUCAUUUCGUAGUGAGAUAAAAAAAUUAAUUAAAUAUAAAUAAGAUAAAGUAGUUUCGGAUUUAAUUAUAUGUUGUAU